UUUUCUUUUCAGCUGAAAGGCAUCGACACAUUCCUGUAAUAGUCACACCGCUUUGUAUUUGUUUGAUGUUCGGUUGUGCUGAAAAAUGGAAAAAAAUUUUGCCUAACAGAUUUCUUCAAUCUUUACAUAGAGUAAAGGCACUAGUACAAAGCCUUUCUUAAACCUUCAUUAUUGAUGACCUUAAUGGUAACGGGAGUUUAAAUGGAAAAGAUAUAGAAGUAUGUAUUUUAUAACAACGCAUCUGAUGCUUUCUAACACUUGGCAUGACCAUAUUCAUAGAAUAAUUCCUAUUAAUUCUGAAGGCUGUGCUAGAAAGUUUCUACUACGUAAAAGCGCCAUAUGGCCACAUAAUUGUGAUUUUUCUCGUGUGGCACCUAACAUUUUCGAUAACUUCAUUUAUUUUUCUAAACAUUCAUAUACACGCGGAAAUCUUGUAUUUUAACUCAAUUUUCGUUUGCUACCUCACUUACUAAAAGCGCCAUUUUAUUGUGCUUACUAGCUGGGUCUUAUACCUUUAUUUAUUCAUAUUUAACUUCAUUAAAACAUUUUAUUUUGGUCAUCAUUAUUGUUGCUACUGGGCGAAGAUCUUAUAACAAAUUUAGUUCAGAAAAUUCCAAUUUUUUGUACCUCAACUAUUCCAUGUCCGCUUCUUAUAUUCGUCGUGAUACACUUGUUUCUAAUCCCUGUUCUCUAUCCAUACUUUCUGGGUCAUCUAUAAAUGCCAAUGAGCAUAAAGAUGUUUCAUCACUUUCUACGAUUAGAUCUUAUCCUGAUCAAGCAAUGCCUUCAAAGCAUAGUCCAUCAGGCGGUCAGUUACAACAAGGUAAUCAAGGCAGUAUUCAUUCACCUAAAAUGUCACCUGAUUCAACUCUAAUUCAGCUUUCUACACCAAGUUUUGUUUCUUAUUUAAAUUCCACUACAAGUCUUGGUAUAUCAAGCGGAAAUUCUAUCACAUGCGAUAGUUUUCUUCGAUCAGCACUUUUAUCAGACGGGUUAGAAAAGCAGUGUGUCGGAAGUUCAACAAAUCCUCACAUAACUCACUUUCAUGAUCCAUCUGCGCUACCAAAUAUCCAUCCAUGUUCACUACUACGUCCACGUGCUAUGACAACAUCAAACGCUUCAAGAUCUGGCACACCCGUCGGAAAUACGCCUACAUCCGGCUCUUCAGCAUGUGCAUCUGCCCCAACUAGCACAACUCCUGUUAAAAAGUCUUCAAGGCGUAAUCCUUGGGGUUCUGAGACGUAUUCAGACUUAAUUUCAGUUGCUAUACGUUCUUAUCCAGACAAACAAGCAACUUUACAACAGAUUUAUGACUUCAUAAUUACUCAUUAUGAGUAUUUUCGGGAGCGUAGUGAUCCAACAAGUUCUGCUGGAUGGAAGAAUUCAAUCCGUCACAACCUGUCAUUACAUGAUCGAUUUACGAAAUGUCCAAAAUCAUCAGACAAUACAAAGUCAUCAUAUUGGAGAAUUAAUCCAGACGUAGCCGCUAAGCCAUAUGUGCGUCGACGAGCUUGUUCUAUGGAUACUACCAAUUUAAAGAGACCCGGAUCUGGCAAUUAUGGGAAAAUAAAUAACCGAUCAGGUGGUGGUGUUUCUCACCGAACCGUAUCCAGUCAUCCUGGUCAUCGCAUUCAUGUGCCUUCAGCCGAUAGCGACAUUACCAAACCUUCUUUAUCACCUGUUUGUGAGCUACAGUAUCCAGUGGAUAUUAACUAUUCAUCUACUAAAGUUACUGACAGUCGUUCAAAUACCGAAUGCAGUAAGGAUUACAAUGAACCAAAUGUUCUAGAUUGUUUGACUUCAUCUCCAUCUGUUGACACUUGUACCGCAACUAAAUCUAUGAAUUUUUAUCAUUGUUCACAACAAGCAAAUACUACUCACAACAAUAAUUCAAUACCGACUUGUAUCAAUAUUCACUGGCAGAAUGCAAAAUCUUUAACACAUUUAUCGAAUCCUCAAGUAUACAGUUCGAAUCCUCCCAAUGGGAUAUUCAACUCUGGAUUCUCUGGUCUGUCAUGUUCUACUGACCAACCACCAAGUCGAUGUCGAACAAGUGGAUUAAUUGAACAACUGUUGCGUAAUGAUCAAAAUGUUGGAGCAAAUAGUAUGUCUUCAUCAAUGCAUACUAUUGAUCGCUUAUCAUCGGAUCAUUUUCCAAGCAAUUCAUUUCUUCCCUGUCACUCAGGUAAAUCAUCUUUUACAGGGAAUAAUUCGAACUUAUGUACUUCAUUACAACAAAUGGAAACAGAUUAUCUUUCUAAUAUAAUGGAUACAACACCUCAAUUAGAAAUUAUUAGACAGCAAUCUUUUCAUCCAAGUGCUCUGUUUAAUCAUAUUAAUUCAUCUCGUGUAUCAUCGUCAGUUGCUGCUGCUCACCAUUUAUUACCUGUACCUCUGUUGACAGAUCACCAUGGUUCUUCUACAGCUACUGCUGCGGCGGCAGCGGCAGCAGCUCAAUCUCAUUGGCAAGCUUAUCGUUCUAAUUUGCACUCAUCAGUUGCAAGUUCAUUCUAUCCAAUAUCUCAUAAUACAACGAACUUUAUAUCUCAAUCAUCUACUUUACAAUCAUCAACACCAGUAAAUCAUUUCACAUCUUCAUUUUAUGAUAAUUCACAUUUAAUGCAUACAACAAAUGAUGGAAAACUUCCAUUUUUAAAUUGUUCCGGUAAUUCAACUACAUCUCUAUCACCAUCCAUAACGAAUUCUGUUGGUUCAUCUUCCGGUUCUUGGCGUCAUUCACUUGGUUUAGAUAUGCGUUUGUUAAGUGAUUCACAUAACUUACAACGAGGAGAUCCAAUUACAUCUUUAUCCACAUCCUGUUCAGGGCAUGGUGGUAUUGAGAAUACGAGUAGAUCAUUAGGUCCAGUAACACCACCUGAUCUUAUGUAUUUUCCUCAAACGACGCUAUUCGGUAUGCCUGAUCAUAAUAUUGAAUCAUCGUUCCUGCAACAACAAACUCAAACGAAACAAUUUAGCCAAAGUGGAAAUCUGAUGUCUGAGCAAUUGUGUAAUUUAGGACGAGCUGAUCGUUCUUCUGUAACAAAUUAUGCAACACAGCAAUCAUCGUCACCAUCAUCAGCUUUUACUUCAAAUCCAGUACAGUCUCGAUCCACUGAUCGUACAUACAGGGAUUUACGACAUUAUGUUGAAUCUUAUUCAUCUUACGAUGAUGAUUGUGAACCACUGGAAUUAGAAUUAAGUCUAGAACUAGCUGAUCGAAUUGUAGGAAGUACUGCUACAACGUCAAAUAGUAGUAACCCAAUAACUUCUAGUUUUUGAUGCGCAUACGAAUUAGUGGAUUAAUUUAAUUUGUUCAGGCAUAUUUCUAAGAAGAACAUUUCAUCUAUUUGAUUACUUAAAAUUCAUACUGAAUAGUUGUUACUUAAUGUUAUAUACAUAUGUAUAUUUUCCAACGAAAUUUGAAGGCAGCUUGAAUGAACCUCGAAAUUUAUAUGUUAUGGAUUUUUAUUAAUCCCGUUCUUUCUUAUUGUAUUACCUUAAGAUAACUUAUUCAGAACAUUCUUAUUUUAUUAACUCACUGGUCGUCUUUUUUUUACCAAGGAUGAUCCAACCUUCUGUAUUUCUGUUUUUGUAGUGUUCGGCUCUGAACUCCAUCUCUGUUACUAAUAUCAUAAUUGAAACCGUAUGUCGACUUAAUUUGCCAGUUCAUAACCAGUUGUCUUUCCAAGUUAGUACAUGUAAACAGAAUAACUUGUUGCAUGUGCUUUCUCUUGCCUAACUGGUAACCAUUCAGGUAUAUAUAUAUAUAUAUAUAUAUA
Molecule: messenger RNA, 3779 nt
Organism: Schistosoma intercalatum
Lineage: Eukaryota; Metazoa; Platyhelminthes; Trematoda; Strigeidida; Schistosomatidae
Source: the annotation of a GenBank genome assembly